Colletotrichum truncatum is the source of this 699-nucleotide messenger RNA. RefSeq names its product phosphoglycerate mutase. Gene Ontology annotation, molecular function: sedoheptulose-bisphosphatase activity. Gene Ontology annotation, biological process: ribose phosphate biosynthetic process. The record is from RefSeq and is a predicted model, not a curated record. Lineage: Eukaryota; Fungi; Ascomycota; Sordariomycetes; Glomerellales; Glomerellaceae.
AUGUCCGACCGAGACGCUAAAACACCCCGUGUAGUUGUUAUGCGGCACGGAGAGACGGAGUGGGCCGCAAAGGGCUACUUCACCGGGAAAACCGAGAUCGAUCUUACCCCAAAUGGUGUCAAGCAGGUCGAAUCAACCGCAUCGCUUAUUGUAGGCGCCGGCAAGCUCCUUGAACCGUCCCGCCUCGCGCAUAUUAUAGUCAGCCCGAGGAAGAGGACGCAGAGAACUUUGGAUUUGCUUGCGCUGUCGCCGUCUGAGUUUCAUGCGGUAAUCGUCUGUACCGAGGAUAUGAGGGAGUGGGAUUAUGGCGAUUAUGAAGGCAUGACGGAUGUUGACAUUAGAAAAUUGAGGAAGUCAAGGGGACUGGACAAAAUUAGGGAAUGGAAUAUCUGGGAAGAUGGAUGUGAGGGCGGAGAGUCGAAUCAGGAGGUAACCGAACGAGUGGACAGAAUCAUCACGCAGAUUCGAGACCUUCAAAGUCCUUGCAUGCAUGGUGGGAAGGCCGCCGAUGUUCUAAUUGUGGCACACGGUCUCAUUCUAAGAUGCUUUAUGAAACGCUGGAUUGGUUAUGAAAUCGAAAAUCCCCUCCCGAUGACUUUUUCCCCGGGGGCAGUUGCCGUCAUGAGUUAUCGCAAAGAGGACGUUAAUCAACCAGUCUUUCACCUCGGUCUGGCCCUACCAUCUGCGCCGCAUGCAUAG